Messenger RNA from Lotus japonicus, 1008 nucleotides. RefSeq lists its product as uncharacterized. Gene Ontology annotation, biological process: DNA repair; DNA replication; DNA recombination. Gene Ontology annotation, cellular component: nucleus. The transcript is spliced from 9 exons. The coding region runs from base 1 to 1008 and encodes 335 amino acids. The record is from RefSeq and is a predicted model, not a curated record. Lineage: Eukaryota; Viridiplantae; Streptophyta; Magnoliopsida; Fabales; Fabaceae. Gene Ontology annotation, molecular function: DNA binding.
AUGGAAGGUGAGGUAUACCAGUUUAGUGGUUUAGCUGUUUCGGAUAUAAUCGGAUUGUUAUCUGGUCAACCUCGGCUCACUCAUUAUGGAAAGGAGAAGACGAAGAUUCUCAAUAUAGAUAUGUUAAUUGAUGGACAUAAAAUGGAGUGCGCAUUGUUUGGUGAAUACGCUGAUGAGUUUAACACAUUGCUUCAUAAUGACACUUCUCUCAGGCAAGUUGUCGUUAUUAAUAUGGCAAGAGUUAAAUUUUAUAAGGGUAAAAAUGUACUGCAAAACUCAAUGUAUGGAACAAAGAUAUUUUUCAACCCUGAUAUUCCUGAGGUCCUUACUAUCAAGCAAAGCAUAAUGGUGAAUCAAAGUCUCACACCAUUCAACAAUCAACUCAAUGAUCCAAGCCAAUUGAAACCAGAAGAUGACUUCUUACGCCUGACGCCGAGGAUGGAUAUUGAGCAAAUGAAGGAGUGCAGAACGGAAAAGUAUGUUGUGUUCCAAACAACAGUGAAGCAUAUAAUUGACCCAGAUGAUUGGUGGUAUGCCGCUUGUGUUUGCCAUAAAUAUGUUCAUCAACGUAAUAAGUUGAACUUCUGUGAUUCUUGCAAUCAACAUCUCUUCAUUGUAUACCCAAGGUAUCAGAUUAAGCUUCGUGCGAUCGAUGACAAAGAUUCUGCUGCGUUAGUCAUUUUUGAUCGUGAGGCUUCUAUAAUGCUAAAUAAGUCGUGUGCAGACUUGAUUCAAAUUCUUGACAAGAAUGGUUCACUACACACUCCGCCAAAUGAAAUACUUCAACUUGCUGAGAAGACAUUCCUGUUCAAAGUUGAAAUAAAGCAAAAUAGAAUGUCAAAUUAUGAAGCAUGCUACCCAGUUAAGAGGCUCACAGAUGAUGUUGGACUAAUCCAAAAGUUCAUUGAAAUGACUCCUAAUCAGUUGUCAGGAAAGGUUGUUGCAUCACUAUCAGACAUUGAAGCAACUCCUAAUACCACUUCUGAUCUGAACAAUUCUUCCUCAUGA